AUGGCGACGAAGUGCUUGCCAUUUACAUUGUACUUACAGGGAAAUAGUUUUUUAAUUAUAAUAUUAACUAUUAGUCAAAUUUGUGAGUGGGCAGGUACAAAGGUUCUGCAGGUUCCUGUAGAAAGGAAAUUUGUAGAAGGAGAGAGAGUUUUGAAGGCUGGACAUACAAUUAGAUGUGGUAAAAAUGUGGAAUCAGAUGGAAAGGUCUCAUUUACAGCACUGUGUUUACAAACAUCAAAUAUAAGACUUACUUCGCAUGAAAUUAAAGGAGAUGUAAAUUCGAAAGGUAUAUUAUCAUGUAUCUGUUCUUAUAAAGCAGGAUUAGGAGAAAAAUGUAAGCACAUUAUUGCUGUUUUGCUGUACUGCUAUCAGAAUAGUAAUAAAAUAGAAGUCUUAUCAUGUACUGAUAAGGAAUGUGAAUGGAGAAAAAAGCACAAGAAGGUUUUGCAAAAUUAUAAUCCUGCUCCUCUUUUGCAACAUGAAUAUUUCUCUCCUUCACAACCUCCACAAAAAAUUAAAAUUGUUAAGAGUGCUCUAAAAUUAAUAGGAGAAAAAGAUAAAGAGAGAGAAGAGACUGAAGAAGAAAUAAAAGAAUCAUUAAAAAAACAUGAUGCCUGUCAUACAAAAGCUAAGAGGAAAAAAGAAGUCCUUGCACUUUCUCUGGUAUAAGAACUGGAAUUAAAAAUAUACAAAGAUCUAUCUGAUUCUGCUUUAACUAAACACAUGUCAGGACGACACACACUAGUAAGCACAAAGAACAAAAGUAAAACUAAUAAUAUUGAAAAAGAAAUUAUUCAAUUAUUUUUAAAUUUCAAGACAGUAUA
Messenger RNA from Mycetomoellerius zeteki, 824 nucleotides. RefSeq lists its product as uncharacterized. The coding region runs from base 1 to 669 and encodes 222 amino acids. Gene Ontology annotation, molecular function: zinc ion binding. The transcript is spliced from 3 exons. The record is from RefSeq and is a predicted model, not a curated record. Lineage: Eukaryota; Metazoa; Arthropoda; Insecta; Hymenoptera; Formicidae.